This is a messenger RNA of Truncatella angustata, 602 nucleotides long. RefSeq lists its product as uncharacterized. The record is from RefSeq and is a predicted model, not a curated record. The transcript is spliced from 3 exons. Lineage: Eukaryota; Fungi; Ascomycota; Sordariomycetes; Amphisphaeriales; Sporocadaceae. Bases 111 to 530 code for a protein of 139 amino acids.
AUCGGCACCUCGCCAACUACAUCCACCUUGCCGGCGCCUCACUGUACCUCUUCAACUCUUUGGUGAUUCUUGGGCACUGCGUCUACAGCCUUAGCUUGGCCGCCGCCAUCAUGUCUUCUACAAUUGCUAUCCCGUCGGCUCGGGGCUCCAAGUCCAAUUACGGGGAGAGCUCUAAAGCUGCUUCAAGCUCCUCCUCGUCAUCAUCAUACUCAACUUCCCCACAGAACCCAGGAAUGAGCACUGCCUCGCCGGGACAGUCAGCUCAUCGCUCUUACUUGCAUCAUCGACGACCAAGCCUGCUCAGCACUUCCUUCUGCAAAGAUGAGUGCACCGUCAUCAACAUUGGUGACCCGGAUGGCCCGCCCCGACUGAUUUCCUAUCUGUCCUCCAGCCAGGGCUUUGUUUGGAAUCCAGAGAUUUUCCUACCCUCUUACGUUGAUUGCGACUACGUCCCGCUAGAGAAUCGACGAGAGCCUGUGCACGAAAUCCGACUCUCAGAUGACGAAAUCAAGAAUAUGCUACCGCAAUAGGUCAUGGCUUGGUCACGCUCGAGUCUCGUUGUUGCGGCACCACUCUAGCGAGAACACGACUAUAUCGUGCUA